Messenger RNA from Closterium sp. Yama58-4, 2199 nucleotides. Lineage: Eukaryota; Viridiplantae; Streptophyta; Zygnematophyceae; Desmidiales; Closteriaceae. The record is from the annotation of a GenBank genome assembly.
AUGCCCCAUGGCACAUCCUCCUAUGUCGUCAUCCCUGUUCCAGGGCAUAACCAUAAGCCCCUGCGGUUUCACAGCUCCCAAAUCGCCAUCGCUCGUUGUCCGUCCCUACCUUUCCCCCUUGCCAUUCCCUCACCAUUCCCUCCGGCCCAUGCCAAUUCCCACGCUCUCGUCCCACCCUUUUCUCCCCCCGUCCCAUCCACUUCCCCCUUUCCCAACCCUCCCCCUAUCCUACUGCUCCAUCAUCCCCCUAAACCCACUGCUCCAUCCUCUCCCUUUCCCACUGCCCGUGUUGCAAUGCCUAAGGGGACUACGGGGAACAACGACGGGCACAAUGGCUGCAGGCAGCACAAGCGCGACGGUAGCAAUCGGCUCGACCCUCCAGUCUCUCUCUCGCCGAUCCUCCAAAUUCCCCUGUCUCUCCCUUUUCCCCUAUCCUUCUCUCCCUUAGCCCCCGUCAUUCUCUCCCUUUCCCCCUGUCCCUCUCUCCCUUACCCCUUGCCAUUCUCUCCCUUCCCCUCUGUCUUUCCCUCCCUUUCCCCUUGUCUUUCUCCCACGUUUUCCCCUGUCCUUCUCCCCCAUUCCCCCUGUCCUUCCCUCCCUUUCCUCCUGUUCUUCUCAGCUCCCUUCCCCCCUGUCCUCCUCUUUUCCCCCUGUCCUUUCCCCCCUUUUUCCCUGUCCUUCCCUCCCUUCCCUCCUGUUCUUCUCCGCUCCCUUCCCCCCUGUCCUUCUCCUCCCUUUCCCCCUGUCCUUCUCUCCCUUUCCCCCUUUCCUUCUCCCCCUUUCCCCCUAUCCUUCUCCCCUUUCCCCCCUGUCCUUCUCUCCCUUUUCUCCAGUUCUUCUCAGCUCCCUCUCCCCCCUGUCCUUCCCGCACUUUCCCCCAUGUCGUUCCCUCCAUUUCCCCCUGUCUCUCCCCCUUUCCCCCUGUCCUUCUCUCCCUUUCCACCUGUACUUCUCUCCCUUCCGUUCCCUUCUUCUCAGCUCCCUUCCCCCCUGUCCUUCUCCUCCUUUCCCCCUAUCCUUCUCCCCCAUUCCCUCUGUCCUUCCCUCCCUUUCCUCCUGUUCUUCUCAGCUCCCUUCCCCCCUGUCCUACUCCCCCGUUCCCCCUGUCCUUCUCCUCCUUUCCCCCUGUCCUUCUCCCCCUUUCCCCCUGUCCUUCUCUCCCUUUCCUCCAGUUCUUCUCAGCUCCCUUUCCCCCUGUCCUUCCCGCACUUUCCUCCAUGUCUUUCCCUCCAUUUCCCCCUGUCCUUCUCUCCCUUUCUCUUGUACUUCUCUCCCUUCCGUUCCCUUCUUCUCAGCUCCCGCCUUUGUGCGGGUGGCGUUGCCGUCCCGCCGCGGGCGGGCCGCCGCGGCAGACGGGAACCUUCUCCUCCUUUCCCCCUGUCCUUCUCCUCCUUUCCCCCUGUCCUUCUCCUCCUUUCCCCCUGUCCUUCUCCUCCUUUCCCCCUGUCCUUCUCCUCCUUUCCCCCUGUCCUUCUCCUCCUUUCCCCCUGUCCUUCCCUCCCUUUCCUUCUGUUCUUCUCAGCUCCCUUCCCCCCUGUCGUUCUCCUCCUUUCCUCCUGUCCUUCUCCCCCUUUCCCCUUGUCCUUCUCUCCCUUCCCUCCUGUUCUCCUCCGCUCCCUUCCCCCCUGUCCUUCUUCUCCUUUCCCACUGUCCUACUCCCCCUUUCCCCCUGUCCUUCUCUCCCUUUCCUCCAGUUCUUCUCAGCUCCCUUUCCCCCUAUCCUUCCCGUACUUUCCCCCAUGUCGUUCCCUCCAUUUCCCCCUGCCCUUCUCCCCCUUUCCCCUUGUCCUUAUCUCCCUUUCCCCCUGUGCUUCUCUCCCUUCCAUCACCUUCUUCUCAGCUCCCUUUCCCCCUAUACUUCUCUUCCUUUCCCCAUGCUGUUCUCCCCCUUUUCACGUGUCCUUCUCUCCCUUCAGUUCCCUUCUUCUCAACCCCUUUUUCCCCUCUCUUCUCCCCUUUCUUUCCCUGUCCUUCUCUCCCUUUCCCCAUGCCCUUCUCUCCCUUUACUUGCUUUCUUCUCAGCUCCCUUUCCCCCUGUCCUUCUCCCCCUUUCCCCCAGCCCUUCUCUUCUAUCCCUUUCCUCCAGUUCUACUCACCUCCCUUUCCCCCUAUCUUUCUCCCCUUCACCCCCCUGCCCUUCUUUCACUUUUGUACGCUUUAUCCCCAUUCCUAGGGACGGAUGGUGGUCGCAAAGCUUGA